AUGGCUGACAAGGGACUUGAGGAGAUUCCUGAUGGCCAGAUCGAGUCCAACUAUGACGAAGUCACAGAUUCGUUCGAUGCUAUGAACCUCAACAGCGAGUUGCUUCGAGGUGUCUAUGCAUACGGUUUCGAGCGCCCGUCUGCUAUCCAGCAGCGUGCUAUCAUGCCAGUCAUCAAGGGCUCCGACGUCAUUGCCCAGGCCCAGUCCGGUACUGGAAAGACUGCUACUUUCUCUAUCUCGGCCCUGCAGAAGGUCGACACCAACCUCAAGGCUUGCCAGGCCCUUAUCCUCGCUCCCACCCGUGAGUUGGCCCAGCAGAUCCAGAAGGUCGUCGUCGCCAUUGGUGACUUCAUGAACGUCGACUGCCAUGCCUGUAUCGGUGGAACCAACGUCCGUGAGGACAUGAAGGCCCUCCAGGACGGCCCCCAGGUCGUCGUUGGUACCCCCGGCCGUGUCCACGACAUGAUCCAGCGCCGUGUCCUCAAGACCGACCACAUCAAGAUGUUCGUCCUCGACGAGGCCGACGAGAUGCUUUCUCGUGGUUUCACCGAGCAAAUCUACGACAUCUUCCAAUUCCUGCCCCAGUCCACCCAGGUCGUCCUUCUCUCGGCUACCAUGCCCCCAGACGUCCUGGAGGUCACCACCAAGUUCAUGCGUGACCCCGUCCGCAUCUUGGUCAAGAAGGCCGAACUUACCCUUGAAGGUAUCAAGCAGUUCUACAUUGCUGUUGAGAAGGAAGAGUGGAAGCUCGACACCCUCUCCGAUCUCUACGAGACCGUUACCAUCACCCAGGCUGUCAUCUUCUGCAACACCCGCCGGAAGGUCGACUGGCUUACCGACAAGCUCCAGGCCCGUGAUUUCACCGUCUCCGCCAUGCACGGAGACAUGGAGCAGGCCCAGCGUGAUGUCAUCAUGAAGGAGUUCCGCUCCGGUUCUUCUCGUGUCCUCAUUGCCACCGAUCUCCUUGCCCGUGGUAUCGACGUUCAGCAGGUCUCCUUGGUUAUCAACUACGACCUGCCUGCUAACCGUGAGAACUACAUCCAUCGUAUUGGUCGUGGUGGUCGUUUCGGCCGAAAGGGUGUUGCCAUCAACUUCGUCACUGCUGAUGAUGUCCGCAUGAUGAGAGAGAUCGAGCAGUUCUACAGCACCCAGAUUGAGGAGAUGCCCAUGAACGUUGCUGGUAAGCUAUUUCCUUCCAAUUCCAUGCGACGCAGACAGAGGAAAAAGACUAACAAUUAUCUUUCUAGAUCUUAUCUAAUCACAUCUCUUUUUUUCACUUUCGGCAUACCCACCCCUUUCCAGAACUCCUUUUUUCUUUCAUCUUUAGAGUCAAUCAUGCCCUUCCCUUACGGUAUCUCCGACGAAUGA
Messenger RNA from Trichophyton verrucosum HKI 0517, 1368 nucleotides. RefSeq lists its product as uncharacterized. Gene Ontology annotation, molecular function: ATP binding; RNA binding; RNA helicase activity. The coding region runs from base 1 to 1368 and encodes 455 amino acids. The transcript has 5 exons. The record is from RefSeq and is a predicted model, not a curated record. Lineage: Eukaryota; Fungi; Ascomycota; Eurotiomycetes; Onygenales; Arthrodermataceae.